Camellia sinensis is the source of this 1020-nucleotide messenger RNA. Lineage: Eukaryota; Viridiplantae; Streptophyta; Magnoliopsida; Ericales; Theaceae. The record is from RefSeq and is a predicted model, not a curated record.
CCAGUUUUUAAUCUCUUCUCUCCUAUUCUAUUAUCUUUUCUUUCUUUUUAACUCAUUCUAUAGCUCUUAAAUCCUUGGAGAUUUUAAUGGCAAUGGCUGUACCAGAAAACAUGAGCAGAUACGAGUGCUUCUAUAUGGCCAAACUUGCCCAGGAAGCCAACCGGUACAAAGAUACCGUCAACUUCAUGGAAAAGCUCAUCAUCGUUUCUACCUCCUCCUCCUCCGGCAGUGAACUCAUAAUCGAGGAGCGUAACCUCCUCUCCACCGCCACCAAGAAAGUAAUUGACUCACUCCGUGCCGCCUGGCAGGCCCUCUCUUCAACUGAACAGAACCACAACAACCACGUCGCACUCGUCACCGACUACAAAUCCAAGAUCGAAUCAGAACUCUCUCAUAUCUGCAAUAGGGUUUUGAAUCUGCUGGAAAAGCAUCUGAUACCCUCGGCAUCGAAGAGCGAGUCCAAAGUCUUAUACUUGAAGAUGAAGGGGGAUUACUAUCGAUACAUGACGGAAUUCAAAGUCGGAACAGAGAAAACAGAGGCCGUUGAGAACACCAUCAUGGCAUACAAGGCUGCGGAAGCAAUUGCGGUUUCUGAACUCGCUCCAACCCUUCCCACGAGGCUGGGUCUGGCACUCAAUUUCUCGGUUUUCUUCUACGAGAUUGAAGGUGCAUCAGAGAAAGCAUGUAGCAUAGCGAGGGAGGCCUAUGAGGAAGCCAUGGCUAAGCUGGACAGUUUGGGAAACGAGUCAUACAAGGAAACUUGUCUCUUCAUCUUGCAACUAAUGAGGGACAAUCUCAAUCUUUGGGCUUCUGAUAUGGAAAUCACCUCAUAUUCUUAUUAGUCAGUCAUAGGUUUGCUCAUUCUGUAUGAUUUAUUAUAGUUAUUUUGGGGUAGAGAAACUUCAUUGCUUUCCUUUUUGUUUUAAAGAUCCAGAUUCUUAAUUAGUUGUUUUGUUUAGUUUACAGUGAUCAUAGAAAUUGGUACAACGAUGGUUAUAUUUUAUAUAUUUUAGAUCUUCA